AUGGUCUACGAAUUUUUUCCAAGUUUGUCACAAAAUCUUUCUCAUUUGCUUGAUGAAGCAGAUGAUUAUAAUACUAUUAUUACAGUCGGAGAAAAUCCGAAUACAAAAGAGUUUCGUGCACAUUCUAUUAUAUUAAGAGCUCGAUCACCUUACUUCAAAAGUGCUCUCUCUAAAAAUUGGGUUUCAGAAAAAAAUAAUAUGAUUAACUUUACUAAACCAAAUAUUUCUCCUACUGUCUUUGAAAUGAUUAUUAGAUAUAUGUACGGUGGAAUUCUUGACUUGAACAAACAAAAUGGCGCAGAUAUUCUCGAACUUCUUGUAGCAUCCGAUGAAUUGCUUAUUGAUGAAUUAAUUAUUUUUAUACAACAGUAUUUAAUUGAAAAGCAAGUUGACUGGUUGCAGCAAAACUUUUUAAAUGUUCUUCUCAUAGCAUAUCAAUCGGAAAGUUGUAAAAAGCUUCUAGAAUAUUGUUUAGAAAUUAUUUGUAAAAAUCCCGAAACUUUGUUUAACUCACCAAAUUUUCCAACGUUAGACAAAAGCAUUCUUCUCAGAUUAUUUGAGGAGGCUUUGCAAAUCGAAGAAGUUGAGUUGUGGAAUUAUCUUGUCAAAUGGGGAAUCGCUCAAACAUUGGAAUUGAAGGGAAAGAGGACGACUGAUUUAGAUAAUUGGAGUGAAUCGGAUUUCUUGGCUUUGAAAAAUACUUUGGAUCAAUUUAUCUCUCACAUACGAUUCUUUGAAAUUUCCUCAAUAGAUUUUCAUGAUAACGUCUGGCCUUUUAGGGAAGUGUUACCUAAGAAACUCUUUGAGAGCAUUAUUUCAUUUCAUAUGGCAAAUGUUCAACCGCAAGAUAUGUUGGCUCCUCGUUACAGUAAAAUUUCUGUUGAUUCAAAUAUCAUCAAGUCAAAACAUGCGACCAUCCUUACUAACUGGAUUCAAAGAAAAGAUGCUAAUGCAAGAAUUCCAAUUGAUAAUAAAUAUAAAUUUAAUCUUAUCUAUCGUGGAAGUAGAGACGGAUACGAUAACAACACUAUACGUAGUAAAUGUAGUGGACAUGGAGCGUGUAUUUUAGUUAUUAAAAUCAAAGAAAAUGAAACCAUAAUUGGUGGUUAUAAUCCUAUUGGCUGGAAUUUUAAUGGUCACAAUCCAAAUAAUUAUUCUCGUGAAUGGCGGGGAGCGCGUGGAGGACGUGGACGUGGAAGUUAUAGAGUUAAUAUUCGACAUGAAAAUUAUUGGGUUAAAAGUUCGGAAAGUUUUAUUUUUUCCUUAGGUGAUGGAAAAUCUUUGAAAAAUCCAAAGAUUAGUCGAGUUGUAAAUUCCAAUAAUGCAAUAUAUGAAUCGAGAUUUAAUAAUAUUGCAUUGAAUUUUGGUAAUAGUGAUUUAAUUAUUAAUGGUAAUGCUGGGACAUGCAUUCGACAAUAUUAUGAUAGCAGCAUUUUAGAUGCAAUUAAGUUUAACAUCGAUGAGAUGGAAAUGUUUUAUCAAGAUCAGACCGAUGGAUGGGUGGUUGCGAAAAAUGAUAACAAUGAUUCAUUUUGUGUUGUGUCUAACAAUGAUACAUGGAUUGCUCCGCAAAGUUCAUGGAAUACAUCUUAUUCUAGUUUCGGUUUGAGCGAUGCUUUAGGCAACGCCAACAACGUUUUAUGGCGGGGGGCUUUUGCUAGUACCUCUAACAGCGGUUUAUGGGACGCGCCCAACCCCAAUGAUUCAUGGGAUAAUCCCCCCAAUGCUAACAAUAGUUCAUGGGGAGAUGAAUCUAACGAUGACUCAUGGGGGGCUGAUCAUUCAAACUAA
Molecule: messenger RNA, 1791 nt
Organism: Funneliformis geosporum
Lineage: Eukaryota; Fungi; Glomeromycota; Glomeromycetes; Glomerales; Glomeraceae
Source: the annotation of a GenBank genome assembly